CUACAGUCGGCGCGAGCCUGCUUCAUGCACCUGGCUGCUUCGUUCCAGUCCAUCCGAUCCACCAAGGCUUUCCCUGACUUUCCCUGACUUGCAUCACAAGAUCCACUCAAGUUGUCGAUAAAUUACCGACCUCCAAGCCACUCGGAACGGGAUUCUUUCUUCUCAAACAACCCCACUCACAUCAACAACAGAUACCCAACCGUCCAAGGUCACGAAACCUGACGCAAGCCGUCCAACUUCUUGGGCCACACACUACAGACGCCCACGCUUCAACAUCAACUGUUUCGUACAUAACAUCUUUCGUUUUCACAUAGUCGCUUUCCCGCACACACUUUCAUCACCAUGAAUUCCCGCAUGGACUUCACAGACCGGGCCCAGAAGGCUGUCGAGGACGCCAUGGCCCUGGCCGAGCAGUACGGCCACUCCCAGCUAGUGCCGGUUCACCUCGCCGUCUCGUUGCUGGACCCUCCUCCAGACCAGUCCAAGGACCAACAGAAUGCCCCCACCGGUACAACCAGCACGCUAUUCCGCCAGGUCGUCGAACGGGCGCGCGGUGAUCCUCAGAUCUUCGAUCGCGCCCUCAAGAAGACGCUUGUCCGACUCCCCAGCCAAGACCCUCCCCCCGAAACUGUGUCGCUGGCGCCACAGUUCCAUAAUGUUUUGCGAAAGGCCAUGGAACUCCAAAAGGUCCAGAAAGAUACAUACAUCGGCGUGGACCAUCUCAUCACUUCGCUGGCCGAGGACACCAGCAUUCAGGCUUCGCUCAAGGAAGCCAACAUCCCCAAGCCCAAGCUUGUCCAGGAAGCCGUCCAGGCCAUCCGAGGAACCAAGCGAGUCGACAGCAAGACAGCCGACACUGAGGAGGAGAACGAAAACCUGGCCAAGUUCACCAUCGAUAUGACCGAAAUGGCCAGGGACAAGAAAAUCGACCCCGUCAUCGGUCGAGAGGAGGAGAUUCGCCGAGUUGUGCGAAUCUUGUCUCGACGAACCAAGAACAACCCAGUCCUAAUCGGCGAGCCCGGUGUAGGUAAGACCACUGUUGUCGAAGGACUGGCUCAACGAAUCGUCAACCGCGACGUGCCCGACAACCUGAAGAGCUGUAAGUUGCUCUCACUCGAUGUCGGUGCCCUAGUUGCUGGUAGCAAGUAUCGCGGAGAGUUCGAGGAGAGAAUGAAGGGUGUUUUGAAGGAGAUUCAAGAGUCCAAGGAUAUGAUUGUCCUGUUCGUCGACGAGAUCCAUCUUCUCAUGGGCGCUGGCUCAUCAGGCGAAGGCGGUAUGGACGCCGCCAACCUGCUCAAGCCCAUGCUUGCCCGUGGCCAAUUGCACUGCAUUGGUGCCACCACCCUCGCCGAGUACCGCAAGUAUGUCGAGAAGGACGCUGCCUUUGAGCGUCGAUUUCAGCAAGUCCUUGUCAAGGAGCCUACCAUCCCGGAGACUAUCUCUAUUCUUCGAGGUCUUAAGGAGCGAUACGACAGACACCACCGUGUCACUAUCCUUGAUAGUGCCCUUGUGGCUUCCGCCAACCUGGCUGCGCGAUACCUCACUUCUAGGAGAAUGCCUGACUCGGCUAUCGACCUUGUCGAUGAGGCUGCCGCCGCCGUUCGCGUCGCCCGAGAGUCUCAGCCUGAAAUCAUUGACUCCCUGGAGCGCAAGCUGAGGCAGUUGAUGAUUGAGAUUGCUGCCCUCGAAAAGGAGCAUGACGAGGCCUCUCGAACCCGAUUGGGACAGGCUCGCAAGGAUGCCAAGAACGUCGAGGAGGAGCUGCAACCUCUCCGCGAGAAGUACCAGGCUGAGAUCAAGCGCAGUGAGGAGAUUCACCAGGCCAAACUGAAGCUCGACGACUUGGAGAAGCGCCUGGAGGAUGCCAUGAACAACUCCGACCACGCCAAAGCUGCCGAUCUCAAGUACGGUGCCAUCCCCGAGCAGGAGGCUGUCAUCAAGGAACUCGAGGUCCGCAAGGUUGCCGCCGACGCUGCUCUCAACGCAACUGGCGCCGACAGCGGUGGCGCCAUGGUUACCGACAUUGUCACCGCAGACCACAUCAACGAGAUUGUCGCCCGAUGGACCGGCAUUCCCGUCACCCGACUUCGAACCUCGGAGAAGGAGAAGCUCAUCCACAUGGAGAAGGUCCUCGGCAAGGUUGUCGUGGGCCAGAAGGAAGCUGUCCAGUCUGUCGCAAAUGCCAUCCGACUCCAGCGGUCUGGACUCGCCAACCCCAACCAGCCGCCCAGUUUCCUGUUCUGUGGUCCUUCGGGUACCGGAAAAACGCUUCUUACCAAGGCCCUAGCCGAGUUCCUAUUUGACGACGCCAAGGCAAUGAUCCGCUUCGACAUGUCCGAGUAUCAGGAGCGACACGCCCUCAGCCGAAUGAUCGGUGCGCCUCCCGGCUAUGUCGGUCACGAUGCUGGUGGCCAGUUGACCGAGGCCCUUCGACGAAAGCCCUUCUCGAUCCUACUCUUCGAUGAGGUUGAGAAGGCAGCCAAGGAGGUCCUGACUGUUCUGCUUCAGCUCAUGGACGACGGCCGAAUCACCGACGGCCAAGGCAGAGUCGUCGACGCCAAGAACUGCAUUGUAGUCAUGACCUCUAACUUGGGUGCUGAGUACCUUAUUCGUCCUGGCGCCAAGGAGGGCAGAGUUGAUCCCACCACCCGCGAGCUUGUCAUGACCGCUCUGCGAAACUACUUCCUUCCCGAGUUCCUCAACCGUAUCAACUCGGUCGUCAUCUUCAACCGUCUCACCCGCCGCGAGAUCCGCAAGAUUGUGGACAUACGACUAGGGGAGAUUCAGAAACGCCUCGAAGACAACGGACGCAAGGUCAAGAUAGACGUCUCAGAGGAAGGAAAAGAUUACCUGGGCAAUGCGGGAUACUCCCCCGCCUACGGAGCCCGCCCGCUGUCCCGCCUUAUCGAGAAGGAGGUGCUCAACCGCCUCGCCAUCCUCAUCCUGCGUAACAACAUCCGCGAUGGCGAGUACGCCCGUGUCGAGCUCAUCGAUGGCAAGAUUGUCGUUCUAUCCAACCAUGAAGACAGUGAGUUGGGCGAAGAUGAGGACAUGGUGGACGAGGAUGAUGUAGAGGAGAUGCUGGACGAUAUGGACCAGGACAUUUACGACUAAUUUGUCUACAUUGUAACAUGAACGAAUCGGUGUGCUGGUCGGGCUAUCACCACGAGAAUGAUGACAUAAUGGAUGGGGUUUUGGAAACUAUGAAAUAAAUAUUUUGUUUAGAGCAUACUUGUACUUAGAUAAAGCUCAACAAAAGAUGCAAUGAUACACCAAAAGUUGAACA
Messenger RNA from Ilyonectria robusta, 3286 nucleotides. RefSeq names its product heat shock protein. Lineage: Eukaryota; Fungi; Ascomycota; Sordariomycetes; Hypocreales; Nectriaceae. Gene Ontology annotation, cellular component: cytoplasm; cytosol. Gene Ontology annotation, molecular function: ATP hydrolysis activity; ATP binding. The record is from RefSeq and is a predicted model, not a curated record. Gene Ontology annotation, biological process: cellular response to heat. The transcript has a single exon. Bases 343 to 3114 code for a protein of 923 amino acids.